AUGGAGGACAGUUUCAACACCAAAUCAUCAGUAUCUACCUUCACUCUUCAGCGUUCUUCAGAGACAAUGGUUUCUAUUCAGCUCCUCAAUUUCAGAACAAGUUUACUUGAAGCACUAGAAGAGCUGCGUAUGAGAAGGGAAGCAGAGACUCAAUAUGAAGAGCAGAUUGCUAAAAUUAUUAUGGAGACACAAGAACUGAAAUGGCAAAAGGAGACUCUUGAGAAUCAAAAGGAAGCAUUAAUAAAGCAACACAAAGAAGCAAUGGGAGUUUUUAAAAAUCAGCUGCAAAUGAAGAUGUAUGCCUUGGAAGAAGAAAAGGGAAAAUACAAACUUGCUACAGAAAUCAAAGAAAAAGAAAUAGAAGGAUUGAAGGAAACAUUAAAAACAUUGCAGGUUUCUCAAUAUUCUUUACAGAAGAAAGUGAGUGAAAUGGAACAAAAGGCUCAUUUACACCAUCUAGCUAAAGAAGAUUAUCACAAGCAACUUAAUGAAAUUGAAAAAUACUAUGUUACAAUAACAAAUCAGUUUGGAUUGGUGAGAGAGAAUCAUGUAAAGUUAGAACAAAAUGUACAAGAAGCAAUACAGUUAAACAAAAGACUCUCCACCUUAAAUGAAAAACAAGAAUCUGAAAUUCACAGUUUAAAGAAGGAACUAAAGAAAGCAGCUUCAGAGUUGAUUAAGUUCAAGGUCACAUGUCAGCAUAAGAUGGAGGAAGAAAGUAUAGAUCUAAUAAUUAAAGAACAAAGAUGUGAAGAGCUCCAAGAAAGACUCAACAUGGAACUGGAAUUAAAUAGGAAAAUUAAUGAAGAGAUUACCCAUAUUCAAGAAGAAAAGCAGGAUAUCAUCAUUUCUUUUCAACAUAUGCAGCAAUUACUUCAGCAAGAAACUCAAGCUAAUACUGAAAUGAAUGCAGAAUUGAAGGUGCUAAGAGAAAAUAAUCAGACCCUUGAAAGAGAUAAUGAGCUGCAAAGGGAGAAGGUAAAAGAAAAUGAAGAAAAGUUCCUUAGUCUUGAGAAGGAGCACGAGAGAGCACUGGGGACUUGGAAGAAACAUGUUGAAGAACUUAAUGGAGAAAUGAAUGGGAUUAAAAAUGAGUUGUCAUCACUUAAGGAAACUCAUUUUAAGUUGCAAGAACAUUACAACGAAUUGUGUGAACAGAAAAAAAAUGAGGAAUGUAAGAAGUUUCAGGAUGUUCCAGAACAAAAUAAUGAAAAUAGUGAUGAACUAUCUAGUAAAAAAUCAGAAAAUACCAUCACACAAAAGUACAAAUAUGGUCAAGAAAUAUGGGGAAAAAAUACAAAGAACUUUUGUUUGGAAACUGAAUAUAGUGAAAAAGAGGAAAAGAAAGACCUACCUGUAGGAAAAACUGCAGAAGAUUUGCAGCCUUUUGAAAUAAGUGCCAAAAGUGAAAUUACUACUAUGGUAUCUCAGGACGGAAACCAAAGUAGAAUGUCCCCACACAAAAUCCUCUGCCUAGAUAAAGAUGAAACUGAUCAAGAGCAAACCUCAAAUGUUCCUGACAGUAGAAAAUCAACUACUGUAGAAGUAAAAGACAAGCUGUGCUUGGAAAAGGCCAGUGGAUGUUCGGAAUUUAAAUCACUGAAUAAUUUCUUUUUAGUGGUAGAUGAAUCACUAGAAACAGAAACGAUAUGCCUAGAAGGAACUGAAGGACUAGGUCUUCUCCACAGUGGUGUAGAUGUACCUCUGGACACUCGAAGUAGCAAAGCAUCCUUUAAUGGCCUGUCAAAUGAGAUGGUUCACAAGAGAAACUAUAACCCAGAUGGUUCUGAAAGCAAUCCAUUCAAACAGCAAUUCAGAUUGCUUCCAGCAGACCUGGAAAAUGCUACAGAGAAGGAAAUUACAAAUUAUGACCAAACCAAAGGAGGUUUAGAUUCAUUUCUAGAUAUAAAACUAAAUCUUGAUCCGUGUAAGAAACAUGGUUUACAGGAUUCAAGUAAUGUUAUGUUAGAUGUUAAGUACCAAAAAAUUAAACAAACAUUAAGAGAGGAAAGUCACUGCAGCAUAGAGCCCUGUUCUUGUUAUCAGCCAGCCAGUAAGGCUCCCCAGAAGCCUGGAGCGACCAUUGCCUGUGCUGCAGUAAUCAGCCCACACAGUCCAUCGGCUAGCUCUGGUAAUAAUUUGACAGUACUUAAGACAUCAGAAAACAGUAAUAAUACUAUACCAACGUCGGUGACACUUGCCUCAAGCCCUGCAGAAAGAACUACAAGAACAAAUAUAAAUGACAUACCAAACAGUCCGCUUAAGAACCAUCUGGGAGCUUCAGAAAGCAGUGUGAGCACCUCACACUUUCAUGUUAACCAAGGGGACAUUCAUGCUUCACAAGCCCAAGAUUUUAAAACUGCAGUUCCCCUGACAACUUCCUCAGAAAAACAGCUUCCCAGUGAGAACCAGAUAACUGAAGCUCCAAAAGGUGGUUUCUUUUCCUUGGUGGAUGUUAAGGAAAGACAUUGCAUGUUGCUAAAUAAUAGAGAGAAAGCAGAGGCAUUAAAUGACAUCCUGUCAGAAGGAACGUGCCAUGAAGGUCAGCUGGAAGAAUCACAUUUGUCUCAUGUAACUCCAACUGCAGACUCAGUAAACACAAGUGCAAGGUCGGCCUUUGAUCUUCCUACUCCAGAUAAAACCGAGAAAACUCCAGGCUACAUGAAGUUUGUAGCCCCUAGUCCUUGGCCAAAAAUAAAUCAAACUAAAACUGUGGACACUGUAACUUCCAGCAUCCUUUUAUUGUUGAAGGAGAAACCAGUAGGUCUGUCAGAAAGCAGAGCUCCAGUGACGCUUUAUAAAGAUGUUGGUCUGGAUGACACUAGAAAAAGCAUAGAGCCAGAUCCUACCAGCAUUAGCAGAGUUGCUGACGCUGUGAGUAACUGGAACAUCCAUUUAGACCCCAAGGGAAAGCCCAGUGAAGAGAGGAAUGCAGCUGCACAGACGGUUUAUGAGUCUUCUUUCCCCACAGAACAUGUGAAGGCAGAGCCUUUGAUUUCAACUGUGCAACGAAGCCAUCCCCAGACAAUCCAGGUCACAGACUCUCCUGAUCCACUCACCUUUUCUCCUGGUAACAAUGACUGGCAGAGCCUUGUGAUGAACCAACUAACUGAAAUUGAAAAGUUACUAAGCUUAGAAAGUGACAACCAGCCCAAAAGAAGAAAAGUAGAAGACAUCCUAGAUAAAGUAAUUGAUUAA
Arvicanthis niloticus (Nile rat) is the source of this 3198-nucleotide messenger RNA. The record is from RefSeq and is a predicted model, not a curated record. NCBI's taxonomy places the organism in Eukaryota, Metazoa, Chordata, Mammalia, Rodentia, Muridae.